This is a messenger RNA of Drosophila hydei, 1348 nucleotides long. RefSeq lists its product as uncharacterized. The transcript has a single exon. The record is from RefSeq and is a predicted model, not a curated record. The coding region runs from base 138 to 1133 and encodes 331 amino acids. Lineage: Eukaryota; Metazoa; Arthropoda; Insecta; Diptera; Drosophilidae.
UACUGAAGAUUUGAACUUGUUUCGAAAACAAUCGGACAUUGGGCGCAAAUCUUAUACGUAAUCAUGUAGCCUUUUUAUUCAAUAAUUUGGCAAAAAGCAAAAAAUUAGAUCUUUCGUUCAACAACAAAAUAUAGAAAAUGUGCGCUCCAUGCCGUGUUGGCUGUUGUAAUUCACAUGUUGGCCGCUGUCGACCCCCUUUGGAGAAGUUGCGCCCCGUUGAGAAGUAUCGAUGGUUCCGGCAUUGCACGGCCGAUAGUUGCGCCAAGUGCAGAAAUAAUGUCGAAAACGAUUAUGGGGACGAGGACGACCUCCAGUGUGAUUGCGUUUGCCGGCGCAAUCGUCACAUUAUCGAGGCCCUUAGCUGCCUGUUCAAGUGCUCCGUGCAGUAUAUGGUAUCGCUGCUGUUCAAAUUGGCCUAUCAGCAACUGCAGCCACUGAAGCGUUUUCCACGCGACCGUGUCUGGAAUGUGAUGGAGCAUGUUAAAGCGCCAUACACGGAGCUAAACGAUUUGGAGAUAUACGAUAGCAUGUACGACCGCUGUGGACUGCCCAUCGAUCCAUUGGACACGGAUAACAUAAUCAAGAUAAUACGACUGAUGUUCCUAACAAAAGUGUUGACCUCCGAACAGCAUAAGUAUCUGAUGCAUAUGUUACAGCGCCUCAACGAGCACGCCUAUUGCCCGGUACAUCUGGACUUGCUGCUGCAGACGCUGGAGACUCUCGACUUGAAGAAGCUAGUCUGCGGCAUACGUAACCAGGAGGAGCUGACGCGUCGCCUCUACACCAGCCGCCAGUGCAGCUCCAUAUGCAAGCUGUACCGCAAGGUGACCACCGUUGACAAGCAUAUGGUUUCGAAGAACCGCAGCAGGCGCCGACACAAAUACAAAAUGUCUAACAAUGAAACGCAUGUGGACGAUGGGAGCAGUGUCCGACAUUCGGCAUUGAAUCGACAGUUUUGUGAACGGAAGCCGAACGAUAAUAUCGCUGAUAUCACACCGCCAGCAAACACCAUAAGGUCCGUGCCCUUCAAUCGUUCCAGCAAUGCUGGCACGAGAAAUAUGCGUAAUUCCAGUGUGGUCAACCCAUCUAACAAACGGCAUUACCCCAGCGCAGAAAAAUCACACAAUGGAUGAAUGAUUGAUAAUUUGGCUACACAAUCACUUGUUGCUCAGGACAGAUCCAGAGAAAGCCGCCUUUUGUUUUCAACAUACAUACCACUUUUUCUCAUUUUGUUGUUGUUAAGGAUCGAAAAAGCGCCAUAAAUGUAAAAUUAAAGAUGUGUAUUUAAGAUGUUUACUUGCUCACUUGAGACGUAUUCACAAACAUAAAUAGUCCAUAUAACUCCGAA